Messenger RNA from Megalops cyprinoides (Indo-Pacific tarpon), 3164 nucleotides. It is a transcript of the gene smarcal1, whose product is annotated as SWI/SNF related, matrix associated, actin dependent regulator of chromatin, subfamily a-like 1. The transcript has 18 exons. Lineage: Eukaryota; Metazoa; Chordata; Actinopteri; Elopiformes; Megalopidae. Bases 501 to 3164 code for a protein of 887 amino acids. Gene Ontology annotation, cellular component: nuclear replication fork. The record is from RefSeq and is a predicted model, not a curated record. Gene Ontology annotation, molecular function: ATP binding; ATP-dependent chromatin remodeler activity. Gene Ontology annotation, biological process: DNA repair; replication fork processing.
GUGACGGAGUGAAAGCUAAGCUAGCUGCAGCUAGGCUAGCAGGUACUCACAGCUGUAGUGCCUGAUGUCUGCGACGUAAUCAGGUACGGAAAGAAGAUGUGGCUAUUAUUAAUAAUCUGUUACAGCGGCCUGAUCACGCUAAACAUGAAAAAAUGCGUUUUCCUACAAUGAUUUGCGAUGUCUCUGUGGGCAGCAGCUAGCGGGGCAGCGUCUGUGUAAAGUUAGGAAGAGUCUCCGCGUCCAGGCACAGUGCAGCUGGAAGGACGCCGGGCGAGAGUCAGUGCUGCUAACCGGCUGCUGCUUACGCUUUAAGACGGAGAUAAAUGCAGUUCUCACGAUCAGAAGUUCAACGCUGAAAACAUUUCCCGCAUCGCGGUACUUUACGACCUUGUUUACGUUAUUUUGAUAGCUGGCUAACUAGCAAACGCGCUUUUAUUGCAGACACUUUGCGCGUCUGGAGUGGGAUACUCGGAGUUAGCUGUGGAAGUUUGACACCAGGGAUGUCAGGCUCUUUAACGGCGGAGCAGCGGCGGAGGAUCGAGGAGAACCGGCAGCGAGCUUUAGCGAGGAGAGCGGAGAGACUUGCGCUUCAGCAGGCAGCUGCGCCGGUCCGCGGACACGCUGCUGCUCCUCCUCACACCGCCCCCAGCAUCCACCCUCAUCUGCCAGCAUCACACACCGCUACCGCCCCAGCAGAACCCCCGCACUGCAAGCAGGUCCCGCCAUGGCAAAAGCCAGGAGGCACCCUAACGCCCCCCUCCUUAAAACAGACAAAGAUUAUAGCUCCUCUGCCGCUCCCUGCAGCCCGACCCUUUCCCAAAGGCACAGAUUCCACCGACUCCACAUCUACAGAAUCCAAGUCUGAUGUGGUCACCCAGUCAAACCUGACAGCAGGUAGUUUCUAUGGGAAAGGAGUGAAGUCGGAGCAGAACCACGAGAAGGCGCCCCCAGCUGGUGCCGGCAGCGGGCCGCCCGCAAAGAGAGCAGCAGUUUCUGUGAGGGGGAAGUGUGUGGCUGACUCUGCGGGACGCUUCCGAGUGGAGGUGGGUUACAGCGCCGAGCUCAUCGCUGUGUUCAAGAGCAUUCCCUCCAGGAACUACGACCCUGCAACAAAGAUGUGGAACUUCAGCCUGGAAGAUUACCACCAGCUCAUGGCCGAGGUGGCGGGUUUGGCGACCGUGUCUCUGCAGCCGCUGGACGGGCAGCGGGAGGCGGGGGCGGCAGUGGGGGGCGUGGUGCCCGGUGCGGGGGGUGUGUCCCGCCCCGCCUCGCUCGGCCCACUCCUGCGGCUCUGUCAGGGCUGGCAGAGACCCGGUGCCACCCUGCAGGGCCGCUGUGCCCUGCUCUCCCGCUCACGCUUCCAGGUGGACCUGGGUUACCAUGCUGAUGUUAUCGCUGCCUUCAAACAGAUGCCCUCCAAGAACUAUGACAUGAAGACCAGAAAGUGGGAUUUCCUGCUGGAGGAUUACAAGAAGCUAAUGGAUGUUUUGUUAGAGCUCCCCCUGGUGGAGGUGGAGCCUCUGCCGCGUGCAGUGGUGCAGGCCUUCUCCUCACAGUUUGAGCGGAGCCAGGCCACGCCCAGCGACGUCCCCGAGGCUGACCUGUCCGCCAUCGACCCCGUGCUCACACGCAGCCUCAUGCCAUUCCAGAGGGACGGCGUCAACUUUGCGGUCUCCAGGCAGGGUCGGCUGCUCCUGGCUGAUGAUAUGGGUCUGGGGAAGACGGUGCAGGCCAUCUGCAUCGCUGCGUACUACAGGGAGGAGUGGCCUCUGCUAGUGGUCACGCCCUCGUCGGUACGCUUCACCUGGGCAGAGGCAUUUCGGCGAUGGCUGCCCUCUGUCAGGCCGGACAGCAUCAAUGUGGUGGUGACAGGGAAGGACCAGCUGCGUUCAGGCCUGGUCAACAUCAUCAGCUACGACCUGCUGAGCAAAAUGGAGAAGCAGCAGUCGAGCAGCCCCUUUGGCGUGCUCGUCAUGGACGAGUCCCACUUCCUGAAAAACAUGAAGACCGCUCGCUGCAAGGCCGCCCUGCCAUUACUGAAGGCUGCUCGGAGGGUGAUCCUGCUGUCGGGCACGCCGGCCAUGUCUCGGCCCGCCGAGCUGUACGCCCAGAUCCUGGCAGUGCGGCCCGCCUUCUUCCCCAGGUUCCAUGAGUUCGGGGCCCGCUACUGCGAUGCCAAGCAGGCAAAGCAAUUGGCAUGGGGGUGGGAUUACUCUGGCUCCUCUAACCUGCUGGAGCUGAGGCUUUUGUUGGAGGAGUCCCUGAUGCUGCGUCGUCUGAAGUCAGACGUGCUGUCCCAGCUGCCCGUCAAGCAGCGCAAGGUGGUCACCGUGACGACCGACGGCAUCACCGCCCGCGCCAAGGCGGCACUGGCCGCUGCUGCCAAGGACCUCGCGAAGGGGCGCCGAAACAAGAUGGAGGAGAAGCAGGCACUGCUGGUCUUCUUUAACCACACUGCAGAGGCCAAGAUCCGAGCCAUCAGGGAGUACAUCAUGGAGCUGCUGGAAUGCGGGAGAGAGAAGUUCCUGCUGUUUGCUCACCACAAGCUGGUGCUGGACGCUGUGACCACCGAGCUGCAGGAGAAGGGGAUUGGCCACAUCCGGAUCGAUGGGGCCACGCCCUCCGCGGAGCGCCAGGCACUGUGCAGCAGGUUCCAGCUGUCGGAGAAGAGCUGCGUGGCUGUGCUGUCCAUCACCGCCGCCAACAUGGGCCUCACCCUGCACUCCGCACACCUAGUGGUGUUCGCCGAGCUCUUCUGGAACCCAGGGGUGCUGAUCCAGGCAGAGGACCGGGUGCAUCGCAUUGGACAGACCAGCAACGUGGAUAUUCACUACCUGGUGGCCAAAGGCACUGCUGACGACUAUCUGUGGCCUCUGAUCCAGGAGAAGAUGAAUGUGCUGGAACAGGCUGGGCUCUCAGAAUGCAACCUCUCUGAAAACGCAGAAUCUGCCAGCUUCUGCUGCAGGGAUCCGCAGCAGAAGAGCAUCGCAGAGAUGUUCCAGCGGUCCUUCACAGAGGAGCCGGACGAGGACCAGGACGAGGCCCUCCUGCUGCAGGCUGCAGAGGCGUGGGACGACAGCGACCCAGGAAGCACUACCUCUCACCCAGGAAAAGCAACACAAAGCCCAUCCAAAAAAACCAUCAAGGACUUCUUCAGCCAGUGA